This is a messenger RNA of Struthio camelus australis, 3012 nucleotides long. RefSeq names its product colony stimulating factor 2 receptor subunit beta. Gene Ontology annotation, cellular component: external side of plasma membrane. NCBI's taxonomy places the organism in Eukaryota, Metazoa, Chordata, Aves, Struthioniformes, Struthionidae. Gene Ontology annotation, molecular function: cytokine receptor activity; protein binding. The record is from RefSeq and is a predicted model, not a curated record. Gene Ontology annotation, biological process: cytokine-mediated signaling pathway.
UGUACAGUUACACAGGCAACUCCUUUAUUUGAAAGGGUGUGGUGUACUUCUGUAGAAGGGCCAUUUCAGGUGCCUAGAAAGUAUAACGGUUAUGUUAAAGGCUAAGUUUGCAAGAAAAUCCUUCGGUCAGCUUUGUAUCUCCCACCUCCAGUCUGGAAGCUUCAAAAUAAGCAGAGCAAAAGAGUAGUCAGCUGGCAAUGAGAACAAUUAUCUUCUGACUUAAGAUCAAGCUUGUGUACAAAGGACAGUAUAAACAUGAAAGAGAUUUGCAGCCUUUUGCUGAGUCUACACUUUGUCUUCAGUGUCCAAGCCGUUCGAGAGAGUGUCCCAAUGCAGAACUUGAGCUGCUACAAUGACUACAACUCAGAGGUGACCUGCACAUGGAUAGAGCAUUCAGAGGCGCAUGCCUUCCUUGGUAUGACUCUUCACCGAAGGUGUAAUAAUGAAAUAAAUACUGAAGAGAUGCAUUGCAAGCCCCAGGCAGAAAGUGAGUUCCAUAAGGCUCCCAAAUCCUAUAUCCACUGGCUUUGUCGAAGCACUGUAAACGCUUUUGGAAUAGGGAUAAAUGAUUUUUACAGCUUCAAACCUAACGAGACACUUCAAGCAGAACUGAACGUUCCUCUUUUCCAAAAUGUUCAGCCCCUCCCACCUGAAAACCUUUCGGUCAGCUUGAUGAGAUCAGGAGACUUCUUGCUGACAUGGAAAGUAGCUGCUGGAAACCAAGGGCUGGGCAAUGCACUGAAGUAUGAAGUGGCUUACAAGCAGGAGUGGGAGACGUGGGAGAAAGCUGCCUCGCUCUCACUCUCCAACACCACACACUGCUAUCUCAGCCAUGAGGGCCUUGUUCCAGGCAGCAGCUACGUUGCCCGUGUGCGAGCCAGACCGGGGCAGACCAGUGGCUUCUCCGGGCAGUACAGCAAGUGGAGCACGGAGGUAUCCUGGGAGACACCAGAAGGUGGCAUACAGCCCAAGAACCUUCGCUGCCUCUUCGAUGGUGUGGAUCGUUUGACUUGCAGCUGGGAAGUGAAGAAAGAGAUCAUCACCUCUGUCCUCUUUGGCUUGUUCUUCAGGGCCACUUUGGCAUCAGUAGAGGAGGAGUGCUCUCCUGUGCAUGAGGAGAUUUUGCCCCAUGCCCCCUAUGUGGUCCAGAGCUGUGAGAUCACUGUUACCAACACCAGCAGUCAGAGCCAGUACCAUGUAGCUGUCCGGACCAAAACGGAGGAGAAACUGAUUGAAGCCUACAGAAACAUUAAGGUGCUGCCACCUGCAAAUGUAUCGGUAACCAUGAGAGAGAACCAGGAGUAUGAACUGAGGUGGAUAAAACACACUUUGCAGUAUAGCUUCAUAAAACAGAGAUAUGAAGUCCAAUACUGGAAGCACAACCAAUAUGAAAAGACUCUCCAGAGGAUAAAUAUUAGCAACGACGAGCCUCCCUUCAUCUUCACCCUGCAGAUGCUGGGAUCAUCGACACGAUACAGGGGAAAAAUGCGUGCAAGGGUGAAUACUCCUCUGGAUUACAAGGGGCCUUGGAGUGAAUGGAGUGAGGAGUUCACCUGGGAAACUGAGAAUGUUCUGUCACCAGUGGUUCUCCCAGUGAUGCUCCCAGCCAUCAUCAUCACUUUGCUAAUAAUUGCUCAUUGCAGCUAUAGGUAUCUCCUCAGGAAGAAGAAAAACUGGGAGGAGAAGAUUCCAAACCCCAGCAAGAGUCUCCUGAUCCAGAGCUACUUGCAGAAAGUACACCCAGGAAACUGGCUGACAAGCAGUCAGCUAGACUUCAACAAGCACAACCUUUCUGAGAAGAUGGAGCAGGCUAGUUUCCUACAAGUUGUGGACAGGCAGAUGAAGAUUUUGGCGGAGUCCCCCGAAGGGCAGGCUGAAAAGGCAGAGGCUUCCUUCAUUGCGUUGGAUCUACAGAACCUAUACCAUGCUUUAGAUAUGCCAGAGCAUGCCCCAGUUGUCUGCCCAUCAAGUCAGAUUGCAGAUCCUUCCUUUUCUAUUUCAAAGGCGAACACUGCUGAUGCAAGUAUUGCUUCCCAGACAGCAGUCCCUUGCUUUGAUUUCAAUGGUCCAUACUUGUACAGGCCAGUGAUGCCCUCUCAGCCCGAUAUGCAUCAGGCCCUUCAAGCAGUCCCAGCGGGAAUCCAUGGGAAAUCAGCGUCCCUUCAGUAUGUGACCCUCCCAAAGGAAGCCUGUCCCCAGCCUCCUCAGAGGCAGGCACAGCCGGGAGCACUUCCUCUGCAGCCUCUCCUGCUCCCAGACCGGAAGGAAAUGAUGCAGCAUCUCAGCGGCGGGGAAGAAAUCUCACCAGCCCAACCAGCCUGUGGGAAAUGCAUGAAUGUGAGGCCGGAACGGCAGAAAUCUCCAAUGGCUCUUAGCCGUACUGGCUCUGCCCAGCAGUGCUCCUUGAGCUACAUCACCACAGACAGCCUCUUACUGCCAUCAGCCAGACACUCCAACCACCUGUCCCUCGCCACUGAUGGAGAAUUAGCGUCUGACUCACAGGAGAUCCAGCCCCCCGAUGACUGCUUUUGCCAUGAGUUUUCUCCUGGGAAAUCUGAUGCCCUGCUUGCAGUUUCAGGUCAAACGCCAAACCCUUCUCCUCAAUUGCACCUGGAUGCAUUUGGGGACUAUCUUACUGUCCCUCCAAGUCCCCAUGGACCUUCAGAAUCCACAAAUAUUUCCUCCCAUGUUUUUUGGAAAGGAAUCAGUUUUUCAGAAGAACCUGUGUUGGAGAACACCACAGUCCUGUUUAAUCCUGACAGCAUCAUGAUUGUUUUCUUCCAUUACGGGCUAUUGCUACCCUGCCCCCUACCCAAAACCUAGUGAGAAGACUUGCAUGAACCAGGAAGAUCCAUGAAUAAACAGGCUUUCCAAACACAUUAAAAUUAUCAAAUAGCCUGUACAUGAUGGGGGAUCCAUCAGUGGCAAGGAAGAGAACACACAGAGUAUUGAGGUCAUUCUGCUCUUUAGAAAUUUGAAGCCACUGUGGAAAGGAAUGCAGCCAGCUGUAAG